Molecule: messenger RNA, 2352 nt
Organism: Myxocyprinus asiaticus (Chinese sucker)
Lineage: Eukaryota; Metazoa; Chordata; Actinopteri; Cypriniformes; Catostomidae
Product: bile acid receptor-like
Exons: 11
Coding region: 389-1846 (485 amino acids)
Biological process (GO): negative regulation of inflammatory response; positive regulation of transcription by RNA polymerase II; cell differentiation
Molecular function (GO): RNA polymerase II cis-regulatory region sequence-specific DNA binding; zinc ion binding; nuclear receptor activity
Source: RefSeq, a predicted model, not a curated record
CCACACUAUGCUCUGUCUGAUAUUGGUUCAUUUAAGGAAAGUCCCAGAUCUUUUCCUCACUUUUCAAUGACAGUGAAGUUGAUCUUAUCAAGACAACGCUAAACUUUCCUUUUUGUGUUAUCGACUUUGUGCUCCACUGUUUAAACUGCAUGCACGGUACCAAAGACACAUACUGGUGUGUGUUUGAAUUAACAGUUUGUGUUGGAGGAGAGCACAGUUUGUUUUGUGCAUGUGUGUUCCUGCAUGUAUUUGGCAAAUGCUGGAAGUCAGGGGCUGGACUGCUGUCAACAUCACGAAUGUAAGAGGCAAAUUAAGCUGAGAUUCAGCACAUGGAACAUCAGAGCUGGUCCAGACAUUCUCAGUAAACAACGAAAAUCCGACUGUUCAGAUGAGAGAGGGGACAGAUCCUGAGAUGAGCAUGUCAGUCGGCGGCUACUUCUCCGCAUCAGACACGUUUGACAUCACCGUUCCGCCACAGUACUAUGAUGUUCUUGAGGAUCCACUGAGCUGCUCCUACCAGGAUCCAGAUCUACAAAGUCCUCUUUAUGGCCAGCAGCCGUUUAGCUCUGUCAAUGUACAAUUCUCGACAUAUGGCGUGCCAAACGCUCAACCGUGUAACCCACCCUACCCCUAUGGUCACCAAUGUUUGGAGUACAUCUGUGAGCCAGACUUGGAGGUCCAAAGCCCAGCAAGGGGAAGCAUUGUUGGUCUCCCCCUGAUUAAGAGGCCCAGAAUGGGCCAUGGAGCUCGCGUGAAGGGUCAGGACGAGCUCUGUUUGGUGUGUGGUGAUAAGGCUUCAGGAUAUCACUACAAUGCCCUCACCUGUGAGGGCUGCAAAGGUUUCUUCCGAAGAAGCGUGACUAAAAAGGCAGUGUACCACUGCAAGAGCGGCGGAAGCUGCGAGAUGGAUAUGUACAUGCGGAGAAAGUGUCAGGAUUGCAGACUCCGCAAAUGCAGAGCCGUCGGGAUGCUGGCAGAAUGUCUGCUUACGGAAGUGCAAUGCCAAUCAAAGCGACUGAGGAAGGGCUCUAAACACAGUGGACACAAUGGGUCAGCAGGGAGAACUGAGGACGACGACUGUUCUGAAAACAGAAGCGUCUCAUCUACAAGCAGAUUCACUUCACUGGUAUCAUCAGGUCUCUCCAGAGAGCAGAGAUGCAUUCUGAAUAAAAUUGUGGAGUCUUAUCGUAGGUACAUAGUUCAAGACAACCUGUACUGCCGGGUGCCAUUGUGGUCAAGUUUAACAAAUAGUGCAGAACUGACCCCUCCUCGGACAGAGAAGCUUUUGCAGUUUUCGAGGAGUGUACCUGGCUUUGAGCUUUUGGAAAGUUCUGACCAGAACACUCUACUGUCCAGCUCUUCAGUGGAAGUCAUGUUCCUGCUUUUAGCUCAAAAGUUCUCAGAGAAACCCAAUUGUGUUAGCACUGCUUUGUACCCUGCAAGUUUGAAUAACUCAAACCCAGACUGGGUGAAAUCAUUUGAGUCCAAGGAUGGGAACAACCAAAGGAUAACGACAUGCUCAGGGAUGAACGAUGAGCUUCUGGGAUCUGUGGUAAAUUUCCUCCACAGUAUGGUUGUCAUAGCAGUAACCGAGGCUGAAUAUGCACUUCUAACUGCAACUACGGUGUUAUGUUCAGACAGGCCAUCUCUGCGUGCUGUGAGCUGUGUGGAGAACUUACAGGAGUUUGUUCUGGAGCUCUUGUCCAGAGUAUGCUGCUGUAGUCAGGGGGCAGUGCAAAACCCACGACGCUUUGCCCGGCUCCUGGGACGACUGACCGAGCUGAGAACACUGCAACACAACCACCUCACCCUUCUCCCACAGCAGCCCUGGGACAUGCAGUCCUGAGACAGCCUUCAGGGAGAGAUUUAUCAUGUCUCAUCUGUUGCAAUACACUUUUUAUUUUGUCCCAACACAAAAAUGCAGGUCAAUGUACUUUUGGCAACCCAUGUGCAAACACACAUGUAAAAUAAUACAAAUAAUAAUAAUACAUUUUUAAGCCUGAUCCUUGCAGAAAAAUCCACCUUAAGCUGGUAAAAGUUUUUUUGGAACAUAUUAGCUGGUUCCAAAACCCAGCUUGAUCACCUUGAGCUGAUGAUCAGCUGUUAGCUGGUCCAGGAUAGUUCCCCAGCUUGCACCAGCAAAAGACCAGCUACCAUCUUCCAAAACACUGCUACCAGCUUAAGAUGGAUUUUCCAACAGGGAGUUUCUUAUAUGCAGUAGAUAAAUGUUUGCUUUCUUUUAUAAAUGAUACAUUUGUGAGUUGCAUUUAUUAGUAUACAGAACCAUGUCAAUGAGACAUGGAGUCAUUACCUUACCUUAAUGUCAAAUACAAUGCUGGAAGUUGCUCUUGA